AAAACUACCAUGGCUCAUUUUACCAAGGCUCACAUACUGACAUUGUGCCUCCUUCCGUUGCUCAUGGUGAGUUCAGACACGAGACUGAUUUCUAAUGGAUUCUCGGAUGUGCCAAAGCAAAUCGACAGUGAAAUAAUCUUGCGGAACUUAGGGUACAGCGUUCCCAAGUCCGGUAAUGUCCCGAGGAGAAUGAUGCAGGGAGUGGAAACCGACAAAACCACGCCAGGAGGGCCGGAUCCUCAACAUCACUAGCAACUACUGGCAAUUGAUAUCGAACUUGUGACUUCAAAGAACGGGGAAUGGGAGUAGAAGAGCAUGGGAGGUUGACAUGUCGCUUUUUCUGUGAGACCGGGGAACAGAGUGAUCAUCUUGUUUUCCAUUUAUUUCGGACUUACGAG
Eucalyptus grandis is the source of this 398-nucleotide messenger RNA. Its product is annotated as CLAVATA3/ESR (CLE)-related protein 53-like. The record is from RefSeq and is a predicted model, not a curated record. The coding region runs from base 10 to 252 and encodes 80 amino acids. The transcript has a single exon. Lineage: Eukaryota; Viridiplantae; Streptophyta; Magnoliopsida; Myrtales; Myrtaceae.